Eufriesea mexicana is the source of this 1131-nucleotide messenger RNA. It is a transcript of the gene wg, whose product is annotated as Wnt family member 1 wingless. Gene Ontology annotation, biological process: cell fate commitment; neuron differentiation; multicellular organism development. Lineage: Eukaryota; Metazoa; Arthropoda; Insecta; Hymenoptera; Apidae. The record is from RefSeq and is a predicted model, not a curated record. The transcript has 4 exons. Gene Ontology annotation, cellular component: extracellular region. Gene Ontology annotation, molecular function: cytokine activity; frizzled binding. Bases 10 to 1131 code for a protein of 373 amino acids.
GAACCGAAGAUGAGGCUUUGGAUGAUCAUCGGCGCCCUGGCGGUGGCGGUGCACGGGUCCAUCGCGGAGAUCACCAGGAACAAGAACCGUGGCAGAGGAUCGAUGUGGUGGGGAAUCGCCAAGGCAGGAGAGCCGAACAAUUUUUUGCCAAUGUCUCCGGCCUCCCUCCACAUGGAUCCCACGGUGUACGCGACCUUGAGGAGAAAGCAGCGCAGGCUAGCCAGGGAAAACCCAGGAGUACUGAUGGCCGUGGCCAGGGGUGCGAACCAGGCGAUCGCCGAGUGCCAGCAUCAGUUUCGCAAUCGCCGAUGGAACUGUUCCACCAAGAAUUUUCUCCGUGGGAAAAACCUCUUUGGCAAGAUCGUCGACAGAGGUUGCCGAGAGACCGCCUUCAUCUACGCCAUCACGAGCGCGGCCGUGACUCACAGCAUCGCGAGAGCGUGCAGCGAGGGCAGCAUCCAGUCGUGCUCCUGCGACUAUACCCACCAAUCGCGAGCACCAUCCGCCACGCGGGACUGGGAAUGGGGUGGUUGUUCGGACAACAUCGGUUACGGCUUCAAGUUCUCCCGAGAAUUCGUCGACACCGGGGAGCGUGGCCGAAAUCUACGCGAGAAGAUGAAUCUGCACAACAACGAGGCCGGCAGAGCGCACGUGUCCUCGGAGAUGCGGCAGGAGUGCAAGUGUCACGGCAUGUCCGGCUCCUGCACCGUGAAAACCUGCUGGAUGAGGCUGCCGAACUUCCGCGUGGUCGGGGACAAUCUGAAGGAUCGAUUCGACGGCGCGUCGAGAGUCAUGGUGAGCAACUCGGACCGGGUGCGUGGCAACGGGAACGCGAUCGUGAGCAAUUCGGCGAGCAAUUCGGUGCACGGGCAUCGGGAGGGCCUGGGUCGACGACACCGGUACAACUUUCAGCUGAAGCCUUACAACCCGGAGCACAAGCCACCCGGUCCGAAGGACCUCGUUUACCUGGAGCCCUCGCCGCCGUUCUGCGAGAAGAACCCGAGCUGCGGCAGAGGCUACAAGACGCAAGAGGUGACGGUCGUCGAGAGAUGCGCCUGCACGUUCCACUGGUGCUGCGAGGUCAAGUGUCAGCUCUGCAGAAUCAAGAAGACGAUACACACGUGCCUCUAG